Messenger RNA from Gekko japonicus, 2164 nucleotides. RefSeq names its product MAP/microtubule affinity-regulating kinase 4 (gene MARK4). Gene Ontology annotation, molecular function: tau-protein kinase activity; protein serine/threonine kinase activity; protein binding. The transcript has 14 exons. The coding region runs from base 22 to 1941 and encodes 639 amino acids. Gene Ontology annotation, biological process: intracellular signal transduction; protein phosphorylation; microtubule cytoskeleton organization. Gene Ontology annotation, cellular component: cytoplasm. NCBI's taxonomy places the organism in Eukaryota, Metazoa, Chordata, Lepidosauria, Squamata, Gekkonidae. The record is from RefSeq and is a predicted model, not a curated record.
CUCUUCCGGGAAGUGAGAAUUAUGAAGGGUUUGAAUCACCCCAAUAUCGUGAAACUCUUUGAGGUGAUCGAAACAGAGAAGACCCUCUACCUGGUGAUGGAGUACGCCAGUGCCGGAGAAGUCUUUGACUACCUCGUUUCUCAUGGACGCAUGAAGGAGAAAGAAGCCCGGGCCAAGUUCAGACAGAUUGUCUCAGCUGUACACUAUUGUCAUCAGAAGAACAUUGUGCACAGGGACCUGAAGGCCGAAAACCUCUUGCUGGACGCCGACGCCAACAUUAAGAUCGCCGACUUCGGGUUCAGCAACGAGUUCACGCUGGGCUCCAAGCUGGACACGUUCUGCGGGAGCCCCCCCUACGCCGCCCCAGAGCUCUUCCAGGGCAAGAAGUACGACGGGCCCGAGGUGGACAUCUGGAGUCUGGGCGUGAUCCUCUACACGCUGGUCAGCGGCUCCUUGCCCUUCGAUGGGCAGAACCUCAAGGAGCUGCGGGAGCGUGUCCUGCGUGGCAAGUACCGUGUCCCCUUCUACAUGUCCACCGACUGCGAGAACAUCCUGAGACGCUUCCUGGUCCUGAACCCGGCCAAGCGCUGCACCCUUGAGCAAAUUAUGAAGGACAAGUGGAUCAAUAUCGGCUACGAGGGAGACGAGCUGAAGCCGUACAAAGAGCCGGAGGAGGACUUUGCAGAUGCCAAGCGCAUCGAAGUGAUGGUGGGCAUGGGGUACACGCGUGACGAGAUCAAAGAAGCUCUGACCAACCAAAAAUACAACGAGGUCACGGCCACCUACCUCCUGCUGGGCAGGAAGAACGAGCAGGUGGAAGGGGGCGAGUCGCGGACGGGCAGCAGCCUCUCCCUGGCCCGGGUGCGGGCGCCCAGUGAGGUCUCCAACGGCACCAGCAAGGCCUCCUCGCACACCAAGAGCCAACGUAGCUCCUCCACCUACCACCGACAGCGGCGGCAUAGUGACUUCUGCGGUCCCUCCUCCGUUCCCGUUCACCCCAAGCGGAGCCCCACCAGCACCGGGGACGGCGAGCUGAAGGAGGAGCGGAUGCCCUCGCGCAAGGCCAGCUGCAGCGUCGUGAGCAGCGGACGCGGCAUCCCACCCUCCAGCCCCAUGGUGAGCAGCGCAAACAAUCCCAACAAGUCCGAGAUCCCCGACCGGCGCAAGGAUAGCGCCGUGAACACGAACAACAUUCCCUCGAAUAUGAUGACCCGGAGGAACACGUACGUCUGCACGGAGAGGCCCGGCGGAGAUCGCCACUCCUUGCUCCAAAACGGGAAGGAGAACAGCUCCGUGUCCAGCCGGGUGCCCCCCGCCUCCCCCUCCAGUCACAGCAUCGCCACCUCGUCCACUUCUUCGGACCGCACCCGGCUUUCGCGCGGCACCAACAUCCGCAGCACCUUCCACGGGGGCCAGGUGCGGGACCGGCGCGGGACCGGGGUGCAGAACGGGCCCCCCACCUCCCCGACGCUCUCCCACGAAGCCACGCCUCUGCCGCAGAGCCGCAGCCGGGCCACCUCCAACCUCUUCAGCAAGCUCACCUCGAAGCUCACGCGGAGGGUCGCAGACGAACCUGAGAGAAUCAGGGGACCUGCGCUCACAAGUUGCAAUUUACCUUGGCAUCAAAAGGAAACAGAACCCCGGCUGCUCCGAUUUACCUGGAAUGUAAAGCUCACCAGCACCCGCCCCGCCGAGGCCAUCCUCGCCGCCCUCCGCCAGGCCACGGACGCUGCAGGCUGCUGCUGCCUCCAGACGGAGCCCUUCGUCCUCUCCUGUACGCACGAGAAGAGCCCCAGCGAGCAGUACUGCUCCUUCGAGGCGGAGGUCUGCCGGCUGCAGCGGCUGGGGGGCCUCCACGGGGUGCUUUUCCGGCGCCAGGCGGGCACCUCCCUGGCCUUCCGGGGCUUGGUGGCCAAGAUCACCGACCAGCUACAACUCUAGCGCCUCGGAGGGGCGCCGCCACAGCGCUCGACCACCCACAGGCCGGGGGACAGUGCCGAGGGGGGUGACCCGCGACUGCCCACCCCUGUCCUCGCGGGGCCAGGACUCCCGGGAGCCUGACUCUGUCGCCCGACGGAAAGAGGAGCUGCUUGGGACAGAGGGGGCUGUGCCAACCCCGCCGCCCAGCUGGGUGAAGGACGGGGGGGGGAGAGAAGGGAGGGGA